AUGGGAUGGAAAGUUAUAGAAACAGAAGAGUACGAAAGUUCGGCACCGGCCGUACAGGCGCAUUUCCACGCCGUUCGUGCUGAAACAGCUCUACACCGAGAUGACUAUGUUCAGGCUGAAAAAGAAGGACAUUUGGCGAGUGAAAAGUUCCUGCAGGCGGCAGAGCGCGUCUCAGAUAAACGCACGAUAGAUGCUUUGAUGCUACUGGCGGAAAAUUACGAGUACAGGGCCAAGGUGGCUCGUGCCAGGAACCCCAGUCCCGUAAAGAUGACGACGGAGGUGAAGAAGACUGGGCCUCGGUAUACUGAAGACAAAAGAGAGGUGAUCAUAGAGCAGGAGCAAACGACGACUGCAGAUGGAGAUGUGGACCCAGAGGAGAGACAAAAGGCGGAGACGCAACUGCAUGUUGCGGCAGCAGAAAUGGAGGAGCUCUGGAGGCGGCUGAACGCGAUCGGAUUGUCCAGUCCUGGCUCGGCGGACAAGAAUCUAUUGAUGUCGUCACGGCAUUUGUCGUCGUCGUUGGGAGAUUCAUUUUGUUUGCUGCCAGCAAAAGCGAGGGCAACAGUUGGAGUGGUGGCAACUGCGGUGGAUGGGGGCUCGACGCUUCGAGCAGCAGUAGCAUCUAGAAUGAGGAAUCAGCGUCAACGGUUAAUGGAGCAGCAACUAGGCGGGCGAGGUCUACUAGGUCAGCGGGGGUCUGGAAGUACCCCUUUGAACGAGAAUGGAUCAACACCUGAUCGAUAUGAAGACGGACAAUGUGUUGAUGACGAAAAGUCAGCUGCUGAUGGUCAAGGAGAUUAUGAUAGAUUGCAGGAGACGGUUGUCCACCAGAAGAAGGAAAUUAUGAGACUGCUUAAUGCUGUGAAGACUCUAAGCAGCGAGAACACAAAGCUUGUGAAGAAAUGCGAGGCAUUGGCGAACGUCCAAGCUGAAAAUUGCGAAAUCCGCGACUCAAUGGAUCUUUUUAAGAAAGACUACAAUCAGAAGUUGGUGAUGAUUAAGAGGGCUCUGGAGGAAUGGCGACGCCAACGAAAUAGUGGAGCUCAAACUUCUAUACAGCCAAACAGCGCUGGAAGCGAUAGCUCGGUGUUGGAAGGUAAAAUGAAGAUGCAAGAGGCGCGGAUCGUUAAGCUGAUGGAAGAGGCAAGGGUGAAGGACGACCGCAUUGCCAAGUACGACAAGUGGUACCAGACGUUAAAAGCAGGCGCAAAGGCGAAACAGCUCAGUCAGAGUCGCGAAAGUAGCAAUGGGGCCAAUAGUUUCAACAGCUCAAACAGCUUCGUGCAAAAUAGUGAUGGUAGACUGUGCGGGCCGAGCAACUCCUUCACGAGCAGCAGCAGUUUCCACGGUCCAGGAGGGCCUCUCGAGUCCCCAGACAGCAGUUUAAGUGCGCCUCGUCAGUUCAGUCGCCCUCCUGCCCACCCGAACCGCCGAGCGCUGUGA
Molecule: messenger RNA, 1443 nt
Organism: Peronospora farinosa
Lineage: Eukaryota; Oomycota; Peronosporomycetes; Peronosporales; Peronosporaceae
Source: the annotation of a GenBank genome assembly